GUAUAAUUAUUUGGCGAAAUUAAUUUAGUGUUUUUAAGGGGGGAGGCAAUCUGUCUGCGCCAAAAUCCACUUUUUGUCUUCAAUCUCUCUUUUAAUCUUCUGCCGCUCUCUUCUCUGCCAGUUCUAUUUCUAUCGGCCAAGGUAUUAAAUGGGAUUUGGUUGUUUUGGAUUUCUGUAAGCGGUAUUUUAUAUUUAUACGGUGAAUAGAAUGCUGGUGAGUUUAUAGGAGGGGAGUGGAAUUGUGAAGGGGAGAAUUAAUAGGAAGAGUUUAGGGUUUUGAUUGUUAGAUGGCAUCUCCUCCAUUUGAAGUGGAGGAUCAGUUGGAUGAGGAUUUUUUUGACAAGUUGGUCAAUGAUGACGACUUUGAUUUUACUGGAUCCAGCCGAAAUUUUGUAGUCGAAGCUACUGAUUCGCAGGAAGUAAAAGCUUUUUCUAAUUUGACUAUUAGUGAAACCAGCCCUGCUGGAGUUGAUUCUGAUGGGAAGGAUGCUGAUUUUGGUUUAGAAGUAGAAAAGGGUGGAGAAGAUGGUGGUGAUUCGGCAUUAUUGGAUGCUAAUGAGGAUACUGUGGCUGCUAAUGAGAGCAGUUCAGUGGCACCUAGUAACGUGAAGGAGUGUAGUGAAAUUGGGUUCGGAGAGGAGUGCGUAUUGGAUGGUGAAACCAGUAAGAGUGGUGUAGCUUCGGGUACUGGUGUGAAAGAGGUUCAGUGGAGCUCGUUUAACUCUGGUACAAAUGUUCACAGUAGUGGUGGAUUUAGGACAUACUCGGAAAUUUUUAAUGAUUUGGGGGAUGAUUCUGAAGACCCUUUUGCUGACGUGGGGAUUAAGGAUGAUUCAGCAAUGAAAUCUAACACUACAGCUGGUGUAUCAGGGAAUUCAGUUUCUGAUCUGACUUCUUCUAGCUAUCUGCAAAAUAAUGAUGUUCAAUACUAUGGUGUGGGAUCAAAAGAAAAUGUCGAUGGGCAAGAUUUGUGCAACAGUCAGAACUGGGAAAAUCUUUACCCUGGAUGGAGAUAUGACCUAAAUACUGGGCAAUGGUAUCAGGUGGAGGGAUAUGAUGUGAAUGCAACCAUGAAUUCAGAGGAGAGUUUGGGUGUGUCACAUUCAGCUAGUCCCGAUCUUAUUUCAAAUCAAAAAAUGGACACAUAUUCUUUGCAGCAAACAGCUCAGUCUGUUAUGGGAACUUUAGCUGAGGAUAUUGGGAAUUCCAACGCCUCUAACCGGAAUCAGAUUUCACAAGGAAAUGCAGAGUACCCUGCACAUAUGGUGUUUGAUCCCCAGUACCCUGGUUGGUACUAUGAUACAAUCGCCCAAGAAUGGAAGAUGUUGGAGUCUUACACUCCAGCUGUAGAUCAGUCAGCGACCAUAGAUCAUAAUCAGCAAUAUCAAAACAAUAAUACUGAAAGCUAUGAGUCUCAAGCUUUAGGUAGUCAAGACCAUGUUAUGAAUCAGGGUGAAUCUGCAAGCAACUACCAUCAGCAAAAUUCGAAUAGUUUCCAAGCUUACUCAGUUUCCAAGAGAGGAACAGAAGUUUCUUCUGAAACCAAGCAAUUAGGAAACCUUUAUAGUCCUGUGGCUCUUGUAGAUAAUCAUGCAGAGCAACAAAAUGGAUUUGAACCUUCUAGAUCAGUUGCUCCUUAUGAACAGCUAAGUCAGACUUUUUCUCACCGUGCUGAGGUCUCUAGGUUUCAAAGCUUUAUUCCAGCGCAGAGUUAUACGCAGUUUAACAAUCAGACAACUUUUCUAUCAGACCAACAAAUGCAGUUCAGACCUGCUUUCAUUGAUGCUCAGAAAUCAGGAAAUCAUCCUCAACAGCCACUUCAAACUAGCACUUCAUUUUAUUCUUCACCAAAUGAGGGAAGGUCUUCUGCUGGACGCCCUCCCCAUGCUCUAGUUACAUUUGGAUUUGGUGGAAAACUUGUUGUCAUGAAAAACAACAGUUUGUCUCACACAACCUCAGUGUAUGGAAACCAGGGCUCUGUAGCAGAUGUGAUCAAUGUUCUAAAUUUGAUGGAAGUUGUCAACGACAACAGUGAUGCUUCUAGCUUUGGAUUUGGUGCUAAUGAUUACUUUCAGACAUUGUGCCAGCAAUCCUUCCCUGGUCCUUUGGUUGGUGGGAAUAUUGGAAAUAAAGAGUUGUAUAAGUGGAUUGAUGAAAGGAUUGCGAACUGUGAAUCUUCAAGCAUGGGCUACAGAGGAGAAGUUUUGAGGUUGCUUUUUUCUUUACUGAAAAUUUCAUGUCAGUACUAUGGAAAACUUCGGUCUCCUUUUGGCACUGACCAAACUUUGAAGGAAAGCGAUUACCCAGAGCUAGCCAUUGCUAAGCUUUUAGGGUCUGUGAAAGGGAAGGGAGUGCAAUCAAGUGCAUAUGGUGCUCUCAUGCACUGCUUGCAGAACUUGCCCUCAGAAGCACAGAUGCAGGCUACUGCUCUUGAGGUACAGAAGCUUCUUGUCUCUGGUAGAAAGAAAGAAGCGUUAGAAUUCGCACAGGAAGGUCAACUGUGGGGACCAGCUCUUGUUAUUGCAUCUCAGCUUGGUGAUCAGUUUUAUGGUGAUACUGUGAAGCUAAUGGCACUCAAGCAAUUAAAAGCUGGAUCACCAUUGCGGACAUUAUGCCUACUAAUUGCAGGCCAACCUGCAGAUGUGUUUUCCACAGUUUCCCCCAGUAGCAAUCUCCCUGGUUAUGUAAAUACUGCCAACCGGCCUGGACAGAUUGGAGCUAAUAUGUUGGAUGGAUGGGAAGAGAACUUAGCCAUCAUAACAGCUAACAGAACAAAAGAUGAUGAGCUUGUUAUUAUUCAUCUUGGAGAUUGCUUGUGGAAGGAGAGGGCUGAGGUUGCUGCUGCGCACAUAUGCUAUUUAGUUGCAGAAACCAACUUUGAGCCAUAUUCAGAUGGUGCAAGACUUUGUCUUAUUGGCGCUGAUCAUUGGAAUUGUCCACGAACGUAUGCUAGUCCCGAGGCUAUUCAGAGGACAGAACUGUAUGAAUACUCGAAGGUGCUAGGAAAUUCUCAGUAUCUCCUCCUACCGUUUCAGCCAUAUAAGCUUAUUUAUGCUUACAUGCUGGCUGAAGUUGGAAAAGUGGCUGAUUCUUUGAAAUACUGUCAAGCCAUUUUGAAGUCUUCGAAAACUGGCCGAGCACCCGAAGUGGAGACUUGGAGACAAUUAAUAUCAUCUCUUGAGGAACGAUUAAGAAUCCACCAGCAGGGUGGUUACAAUACAAAUUUGACUCCAAACAAACUGGUUGGUAAAUUGCUCACAUUCUUUGAUAAUACUGCUCAACGUGUUGUUGGAGGCCAACCUCCACCUCCGCCCUCAACAUUGCAUAGCAGUGUUCAUGGAAAUGAGUUUCCCCAGCACCCAGCGGGCUCAAAGGCAUCUAACAGUCAACCGACAAUAGCUGUGCAAUCACUAAUGUCUUCAGCAUCAAUGGCAUCAACAAUGGCCAUGCCAUCACUAAUGCCUUCUGCAUCAGUGGAAUCAAUAAUGGCCAUUCCAUCACUAAUGCCUUCUGCAUCAGUGGAAUCAACAAUGACCAUGCCAUCACUAAUGUCUUCUGCAUCAGUGGAGUCAACAAUGGUGAUGUCACUAUUGCCUUCUGCAUCAAUGGAACCUAUUAGUGAAUGGACAGGUCAGACCGACCUAUCGACAAUGACUGGUAGAAGUAUCUCUGAGCCAGACUUUGGUCAUAGCAACAGAAAGGUUAAUUCAUCCAAUGAAACUAACUCAUCAGGGACACAAGAAAAAGCAGCAGUGUCCAGUGGGUCAUCUCGUUUUGGUCGAUUUGGCUCACAGCUGUUCCAAAAGACCUUUGGUUUGGUCCUAAAAUCGCGGCCACAUCAUCAGGCUAAACUGGGUGAGACGAACAAAUUCUAUUAUGAUGAAAAGCUCAAGAGAUGGGUUGAGGAAGGAGCCGAACCUCCAGCUGAGGAAGCAGCCUUGCCACCUCCACCCACGAGUGCAGCUUUCCAGAAUGGCAUGAAUGACCUCAGUAUAAAAGAUUCACCCAAAAUCGAAAGCCUUCACACAAAUAGUGAUAAUAAAAGCCCUUUAUCUUCUGAUCAGAGCUCAGGAAUUCCUCCAAUUCCACCCAGUUCAAACCAGUAUUCUGUUCGUGCACGUAUGGGUGUUCGCUCAAGGUACGUUGACACAUUCAACAAGAGUCGGGGAAGCCCUGUAAAUUUAUUCCAGUCACCUUCUAUUCCAUCUGCCAAACCUGUUUCCGGUUCUAGUCCCAAGUUUUUCAUCCCUUCUCCUGUUACACCUACUGAAGAGAUGGUUAAAAACACUGGGGAAAACAUUCAGGAAGCAGUCCUGACCGAUGAAGGUCCACCAUCUUUUAAUCAAGAUUCAUCAUCUCCAGUACCAUCAUUCUCAACAUCAGCAUCCGCAUCAGUAUCACUAUCAUCAUCAUCAUCAGUGACUAUGCAGCGGUUUCCUAGUGUGGAUAAUAUCGUGCACAAAAGGGUAGCAGCACUAGAAGACAGCAACUCUCGACGUACAGCAUCCUGGAGCGGAAACCUGAAUGAUGCUUCCAAUCUUUCCGAGACAAGGGAAGUAAAACCUCUAGGAGAAGCCCUAGUUAUGCCUUUAUCGUCAUAUGCUGGCACUAAUUCCAGGGAAGACCUACACGAAAUCAAGCUUUGAGGUGUGUUCCGGUGAUUGUUGUGUAUACACUAUCAUCACCCCAUUUUGCUGCGCGGAAGGGAGUUGGGGGAAUGACGGAUGGCACUGAUUGGGAGUUUCUGUUUUUGUGAAACCCCUUCAUGAUCCUGUUAUAUAUGUACUUUUUAGGCCAAGAAUUGGUCUGAAUGCCCCUGGUGUUGCGGCCAUUCCUUCGUUUGAGAAACCAAUGAGAUGGGCAUGUAACUGCGUUCUUGUACAGGAAACGGCUCGUUCAUCAUGCAGGAGCCAUGCGAUGGACCAAAGAGGCGCCAAAAGAGGGCUCAUCCCUCAUACAAAUUUGAAGAAGUUGCUAACUGCAAACUGAAAAUACAUAUUCUUUUGGUUCCAUUUCUAAAGUCUAAACUAGUAGUAGUACUAGUAAUUUUUUUUCCCGUUAAAUCUGAAUAAUAAUUAUAUUAUAUAUCAUGAUAAAAUAUGGGAUAGCCGAUGCUUUGUUGC
Theobroma umbraticum is the source of this 5123-nucleotide messenger RNA. Its product is annotated as protein transport protein SEC16B homolog. The record is from RefSeq and is a predicted model, not a curated record. Gene Ontology annotation, cellular component: ER to Golgi transport vesicle membrane; endoplasmic reticulum exit site. NCBI's taxonomy places the organism in Eukaryota, Viridiplantae, Streptophyta, Magnoliopsida, Malvales, Malvaceae. Gene Ontology annotation, biological process: Golgi organization.